GUGAUGUAAGAUGUGCAUUCAAUUUAUUUCUGGAUAUAUUGCACAUUUUGUAAAUUAAGUUAAGGUGUGCCAAUGCUAAUAGAAGAAGUGUGCGGAAGCGGUGUAACAGCCAAGAAAAACCAUGACGUGCGAGCUGUGCAAAAGAAAGUAUGCAGGCCUACGACAGCACCUUGUCAAAUUUCACCAUGUUGAAAACAAGCAGGAGCUGAACCUUCUCAUGAUGUCCGCCUCGGGCCGCGGAGUGAACGGGAAGCUCCAGUGCCCUGAUUGUAGCACUACUCAUGUGAGGCUGGAUAAGCAUCUGAGGCAGGGGAGACAUCAGGAUUUGCCUGCGGACAGGAGGAAGGAUCUGCUGAAGAUGGCGGUGAAAAAAAAGGUGCUGCAAGACCUCCGGGCGCUGCGGGCAUCAUGCCCUGGCAUCCCUAUGGUCAGCAGGCUCGAUUUAGAAACACAGAGCAGACCGUAUUUAACUGAGGAGGAGCUGGAUAAAGAUGUCCAUCCUGACCCACCUGCUAGCCCCUCCCCUGACCUGGACCUCUCCUCCAGGGUGCUUGAGGAGAAGAUGAGACUUCUGCGCCUGGAGAUAAGACUUUUGCGCCAACACAACACAUUUCUUCGGGCAAAACUGGCACGGCUCAAGACCCAAGCCCGCAGAAGACAGAAGCGCUAUGUCCUCCGCAAGAAGUUGCACCGCUCUUUUUUAAAGAAGGCUGAUGAAAUGCUGCCCAAGUUUUUCGAAGAAGCUGUAAAGAAAAGGAAAAGGAGUGCAAUCCAGAGAUUUCUGUCCCUGCUGGCUGGACGAAUCGUGGGGGGAGCUAGCAGCACAAUGACUGUCAUGAAGAAGAUGAAGGCAUCAGAAGUGCAGGAGGCGAGGAGAACAGAACAGGGCUACGUGAUCUACGUUAAUUACCUCAUGAACGUCAACGCCGAGAGUUUCUUUGGCGAUGCACUGAUUCCUGUGAACUCCCAAACAUACGGCAUCAUGAAGUCAUGGCUGCAGGCCAGGGAGGACAUCCCUGGUUGGAGCUCAGAGUUCUUCUUUUCCAGCAACACUGGAGACGGAGUGAAUACUUCCCUCCUGCUGGCCCAGUUCAAAAGGAUUUGGUUGGAGCUGGAACUGCCAGCACCACCUCCAACCUUCAUAGACCUUCGGAGGUCCAUUGCCACACACGCAUAUAUGUCAGCUUUUAGGCUUAUGUCAGAACCUGACCCUGACCUCGUCAGACUCGUGGCGAUAUACAUGUACUACGAUGUGGCUGCCUCCAGAUGGUUUUUUAAAGAUGACGAGACCCGAGAAAGGGCGUUUCGCGAGGUUCACGAGAUGGUUCAAGACCCGGAGGAGGAGCCGGCCCAGGAGGAGGAGCCAGCCCAGGAGGAGGAGACCCAGGAGGUGCCGGUCCAGGAGGAGGUGAUGAAGGAGGAGCUGGAGGAGGAGGAGGAGUUUCAAGAUGACCCGGCCCAGGAGGAGGAGCCAGCCCAGGAGGAGGAGCCAGCCCAGGAGGAGGUCAAGGAGGAGGAGUUUCAAGACGACUCGGCCCAGGAGGAGGUCAAGGAGGAGGUGGUUGAAGAGGAGGUGAACAGCCUGGAGGUGGUGAUUAAGGAAGAGACUGUUGAAGAGGUGGUGGUUAAGGAAGAGGUGGUUCACGAGGAGGAGAGGAGCAACAAGGAGGUGGUGAAAUGGAACAGGAGGAGGCUCAGGAAGAGGGCAGUCAACCAGGAGGAGGUGAACAGUCAGCAGGAGUUGGUUAAGGAGGAGGUGAACAGCCAGGAUGUGGUGAUUAAGGAAGAGAGGGUUGAAGAGGAGGUGGUGGUUAAGGAGGAGGUGGCUGAAGAGGAGGUGGUCAAGGAAGAGGUAGUUCACAAGGAGGAGGGGAGCAGCGAGGAGGAGGUGAAAUGGAGCAGAAGGAGGGUCAUGAAAAGGGAGUUCCACCAGGAGGAGAACAGUGAGGAAGAGAUCAAGAACAAGAUCUUAAGGACGAGGGUCUCUGUGCUGCUUUCACCGCUCACCUCAAGAACCAUGAGGAGCUGGACAGGCCGUAGAACACCUGUAAAGUCACCUGAAGAAAGAGGCCGGGGAAGUCACCAGGGAACACCGGCGGAAGACUCCCAACAGAGGCGCCACUCCACCCAGGUGACCAAACCCACCCAUAUCCCCUACCUACCACCAGGGGGCAGGAUUCCCCUUCCAACGGACCCCCCGAUUACUCCCAGAUAAAUGGGAAAGGAAAAUGAAAAGGAAAAGACCAACCCAUGUAUCUCCCCCCAUGUUAGAGUUAGGCAGGGGUGUAGUGGGUGUGGUACGCAGGGGUACGCAGUCCACCCACUUCUCCUGAGGUGAGAUUUUAAAAAAUGCUAAUAAUACAAAAAAGUGGGUUAACAUGAAUAAGUUGCCUAAUUAAUCGAUGUCGUCACAAAUUGCGUACCCCCACUUGCCAUGCACGGUCCUUCCUAGUUUUAAGUUAAGGCAUGUGACAUUGUAAGGUUUUUGUUUUUUUUCUCCAUGUUGUUUGAUCAUGUUCAUGUUAAAGGUUCUUCAUGUUAAGUGGGUAGGAGCAUGUUGCAUGCUAGUUGUAUAGGUCAGCAGGGUCGGAUUAAUGCCCAGGCUAGAUAUGGCUGAAGCCUAGGGCCCCCACCUGCUAGGGCCCCCCACCACAGGCUAGAUAUGGCUGCAGCCUAGGGGGCCCCCACCAGAAAUGCAGAAUUGUAAAAAGAUGCAAUAUUUAAAAAAUGAAUCCGUGUUGAGUACAGUAGGUACACAUCCUAUCCUUAAUACUUACCUUGUUGUAAUUAUAACACUGUCUAUGUAAAUUUGUCACAAAAUUUGGGCCCACAGCAACUUUCAGCCUAGGGCCCCCAGGCCAUCUUAGUCCGGCCCUGUAGUUGGUGAGAUUUAGCAUGUUGCACGCCAGGGGAAUAUACUACACAGCUGAUUCAGGAGUAAACCAGGUUAGAGGUAUAUCAUCAGAGCUAGAUUUUCUAAAAUGAGGACUUCAGGACCUCUUCAUUUAGCCUGGUUUACUCCUGAACCAGCUUUGUAAAUACAGGCCCCAGUUCUAGAGGCACCUAGUGUGGAAUGUGUCAAAUGUGUAAAUGUAAUAGUGGAACUUAUCCAGGAAAAAAAUCUGUUUAAUGUUUGGCAUCCAAUAAAUAUUGUUUUUGCAAUCGUUU
Engraulis encrasicolus (European anchovy) is the source of this 3168-nucleotide messenger RNA. RefSeq lists its product as uncharacterized. Gene Ontology annotation, molecular function: DNA binding. Gene Ontology annotation, biological process: DNA recombination; DNA integration. Lineage: Eukaryota; Metazoa; Chordata; Actinopteri; Clupeiformes; Engraulidae. The transcript is spliced from 13 exons. The record is from RefSeq and is a predicted model, not a curated record. Bases 122 to 2215 code for a protein of 697 amino acids.